Molecule: messenger RNA, 2568 nt
Organism: Pyricularia grisea
Lineage: Eukaryota; Fungi; Ascomycota; Sordariomycetes; Magnaporthales; Pyriculariaceae
Exons: 4
Coding region: 543-2348 (601 amino acids)
Biological process (GO): lactate catabolic process
Cellular component (GO): mitochondrion
Molecular function (GO): FAD binding; D-lactate dehydrogenase (NAD+) activity; D-lactate dehydrogenase (cytochrome) activity
Source: RefSeq, a predicted model, not a curated record
CCUACUUACCUACUUACCUACUUACCUACUUACCUACUUACCUACUUACCUACUUGCCUACUUGCCUAUUAACCAAACUCAAUUCAAUUCGGGAACUCCGCGUUUGUGUGGAGAACUUAAAGUGGGGUCCCUUGCUUACCUUGCAGCUUAGACGGACCAGCACUGCAGUCUGAGAGUAUUUUCACCCCGGAAAUUUGGGUCCCAGCUAUUGUGAACAAGCUAUUCUCCACUGCGAAAACGGGGUCAAAUUCACUUCAGCGGAAGGUGCAAUAAACUUCACGUUUGACGCAAUUUUUGCCUGCGCCAGACCUGUCCAACGACGUCAAAGAGCUGUGCUGUGCCGCUCCAAGCGUUGCAAAAAAACGUCAGAGCUUCCCCGAACCUCAAGGGCUGUGUUUCUUCACCUUGCUGCCGUUCUUAGAGCUGGAAUCGCCAAAAUAAACUUAGAAUACGACCGAUAGAGCAACCCCGAACCUCAAACCGACAACCUAAUACCUACCUCGCGCAAGCAACCUACGAAUUGAAAAAAAAAAUCUAACCUAAUGUCGCACUUGGGUGCGAAAGGGUCCAAGGCCCUCCUCAGCAAUCUUGGAGCACCAGGGCGAUCGGCGGUAACCCGAAGAUGCAGUGUCGCCCUUUCCACCGCGCCCGGCGUGCGCUACUCUUCAACGGAGCAAAAAAGCCACAGCUUCAAAGGCCAGAUGAUGGAGAGUAUCCAGCAGCGACUGGCCAGGGAAAAGGCUGACAGAGAGCGUAUCGAGAGGGAGCGCCAGGAGUCAGCUGGCUCCAAGUUUCUCACCCAGACCUUCAUGUUCCUCUUUAUCGGCGCGUCUGCCUACUACUUAGGCACCAAAGUCCCACAACCUCCUAGCACGGCCUCGACGCUCCCGCUUUCCGCCACACAACCUCUCAAAGAAGUCAAGGCCUCAGAGCUGCAGGCUGCAUGGGCGGACCUGGUCGCCAUAGUCGGCAAGGAGAACGUUAGCACCAACGACACCGAUCUUGACGGCCACUCGGGCUCGACAUGGUCCUCGCACCCGCACCGGCCUGAAGACCGCCCAUUCUGCGUCGUGUGGCCACAAAGCACCGACGAGGUCUCCAGGAUCAUGAAGACGCUGCACGAGCGUCGCAUCCCCGUGACCGGCUACAGUGGUGGGACGUCACUCGAGGGCCAUUUUGCGCCCACCCGUGGAGGUGUCGUUAUCGAUUUCGGCAAGAUGGCUCGCGUCCUAGCCAUCAACGACAAGGACCUUGAUGCCGUAGUGCAGCCUGGGCUUGGGUGGGAGGCGCUCAACGACGCCCUCUCAUCGCACGGGCUGUUCUUCCCACCUGAUCCGGGCCCAGGUGCCAUGAUAGGCGGCAUGAUCGGCACGGGAUGCAGCGGCACAAACGCGUACCGCUACGGCACCAUGAAGGAUUGGGUCAUCUCGCUCACGGUGGUUUUGGCCGAUGGCACAGUUGUCAAAACGCGCCAGCGGCCCAGGAAGAGCUCCGCCGGCUACGACUUGACACGCCUGUUUGUCGGCUCAGAGGGCACUCUGGGUCUGGUCACUGAAGCGACGCUCAAACUCGCCGUACGUCCCGCUUCGACGUCUGUGGCGGUCAGCACUUUCCCCACUGUCCGCGCUGCGGCCGACUGCGUCGCCGCCGUGGUGGGCGCAGGCAUUCAGGUUGCUGCGGUCGAGCUCCUGGACGACGCCCAGAUGAAGUGCAUCAACGAUGCCGGCAUGACGACUCGGUCAUGGAAGGAGGCCCCGACCAUCUUCUUCAAGUUUGCCGGAACUCAGGGCGGUGUGAAGGAGCAGGUGUCGCUUGUACAGAAGCUGGCCAAGGGCAACAGCGCAACUUCGUUCGACUUUGCCAAGAACGAGGACGAGCAGCUUGAGCUCUGGAGCGCCAGGAAGGAGGCUCUCUGGAGUACCAUGGCGGUCAAGAAGGAGGGCGAGCACGUGUGGACCAGUGACGUGGCUGUUCCCAUCUCGAGGCUUCCGGACAUCAUUGAAGAGACCAAGGCGGACUUGAAGCGGAGCGGAUUGUUUGGCACCAUUGUGGGCCACGUGGGCGACGGCAACUUUCACACGAUCUUGGUCUACUCGGAUGCUCAGAGGAAGGCUGCGGUCGAGUUUGAGCACAGGAUGGUGAAGCGGGCGAUUGAGAUGGAGGGAACAGUGACUGGCGAACAUGGAAUCGGCCUCGUCAAACGGGACUACCUCGCCCAUGAGCUGGACGAGAACACGGUCAACCUGAUGCGCAAGAUGAAGACUGCAUUUGAUCCGUUGUGUCUACUCAACUGCGACAAGGUUGUUCGCAUGCAAAAGCCACGGCCCGGUGAGGUCGAUGAGUGGUAGGCUAGUCAGCCUCCAGGAUGGGUGUGAUACUUAGCUCACUGUGUUGUAUAUUCCCAUCACGAUAGCGAGCGCGUUCAGAGACGUGGUGUUUUGUAUUGAUUCCUCAUCAUGAUUAUAAGCUUCUCAUAAUGGAAAUCCACUCCAUCGAGUCUGAUCACAAGAUAUGCCUCUCUAAUAUGACAUUGGUUACACACCAAAAAUUCCUCUCUGUUGGAAGACG